CUCAUCUUAAGUUAUCUUUAUUUUAUGAGAAAUAUAAGAACCAAUAUAGGCAUUACUACCACUAUAGAACAUUAGGAAGAGAUGGUGCGGGCUUUGAAGUAUCAUGAGAAGAAGCUUCUUAAGAAGGUUGAUUUCCUUGACUGGAAACAAGAUCAGGGACAUCGUGAUACUCAAGUUAUGAGAACAUAUCAUAUUCAAAAUCGAGAAGACUAUCAUAAGUAUAAUAAGAUUUGUGGAGAUAUUCGGAAAUUAGCUCAUAAAUUAUCAUUAUUGCAAGCUACAGAUCCAUUCAGAAUUAAGCAUGAACAACUUUUAUUAGAGAAAUUAUAUAAUAUGGGGAUAUUAGCAAAUAAAUCUAAGAUAUCAGAUUUAGAAAAUAAAAUAACUGUUAGUGCUAUAUGUAGAAGGAGGAUAGCCGUAGUCAUGUGUCGAUUAAAGAUGGCAGAAACUGUCAGUGAUGCAGUUACAUUUGUUGAACAAGGACAUGUUAGAGUUGGACCUAAUGUUAUAACCGAUGCAGCAUAUUUAGUUACUCGAAAUCUUGAAGAUUAUUUAACAUGGGUGGAUACAUCUAAGAUUAAGGCCAAUGUUCUUAAGUAUAAGAAUAAGAUUGAUGAUUUUGAUUUAGCAUAGGGGUAUCAUAGUGUAUAGUAGAUCAAGUAUAGGUCAAUAUAAAUAAUAGAAUAAUGAAUCAGAAUAAGAAGGAGUAGAGAAUGUAGUAUU
Scheffersomyces amazonensis is the source of this 723-nucleotide messenger RNA. Its product is annotated as snoRNA-binding rRNA-processing protein. Gene Ontology annotation, molecular function: structural constituent of ribosome; snoRNA binding; rRNA binding. The record is from RefSeq and is a predicted model, not a curated record. The transcript has a single exon. Gene Ontology annotation, cellular component: small ribosomal subunit; Mpp10 complex; small-subunit processome. Gene Ontology annotation, biological process: rRNA processing; ribosomal small subunit biogenesis. The coding region runs from base 82 to 633 and encodes 183 amino acids. Lineage: Eukaryota; Fungi; Ascomycota; Pichiomycetes; Serinales; Debaryomycetaceae.